AUGGAGGUUAUUAGCAGCUCUCCUGAAGCCGCCUCAUUCGUGCCGCUGGCUGAACACCAGUCGCGCACCCCGAGCUCCUUCUACUCCGGACCCCCAGUAUUGUACCACCACAGUCAGCGCUGCAAGAUCGUUAUCCUUGAGCGCGAGCUCCUUGCCACUCCAGCACUGAAUGCCUUGCGUGGCCAAGAUGCUGUAAACAACAGCGCUGCAAGCCAAGACGAUGACGAGAAGGAGGUCGCAAUCUCAGGCGUGGAUACUUGGGUGACAUCCGAAAAGUUUUUCUUUUUCUCCCCUACCGCCUCCACAGGCGUGUCAAUCCCCUACCCCUCGAUCUCACUUCACGCACUCCAACGGCUACGCGUCCCAGACACCGAUGCGGAAGUCCAGGGCCUGUAUAUGCAAGUUGCGACGCCGGGUGCGCCCUCAGCUGAUGACGAAGAGGAAUGCAUCACAAUGACCGUGGUGCUGCCCGCCGACGCCACGCUACAAGAGCCCGUGGAGACUGAGUCCGAUACACCCACGCAGCAGCUUUACGACGCUGUCUCGGCCUGCUCGAAUUUACACCCUGAUCCCGUUGAGCAGGGCGAUGAGGAUGAGGAGGAUGGGCCUAAGUUCAUUUCGGCUGAAGAGCACGAGGGAGUCUUCCAGCUUGGAAAUGGGGAUAUGCCCCCUCCUGUUGAUGGGAGCUCUGGGUGGAUCACGGCAGAUAAUAUGGACCAGUUCUUUGAUGCAGAUGGGAAUUGGAUUGCUGCUGGUGAGCCGCCUUCUUUCCCACUUGGGCCUGGAGCUGGGACUGUUAGAGCGCGAGAGGGAGAGAAUGGCGUCGAAGAGAAUGGAGAAGAGGAUGAGACCAAGUGGCGGAAGACGGAUUGA
Molecule: messenger RNA, 873 nt
Organism: Penicillium vulpinum
Lineage: Eukaryota; Fungi; Ascomycota; Eurotiomycetes; Eurotiales; Aspergillaceae
Product: Voldacs domain-containing protein
Exons: 2
Coding region: 1-873 (290 amino acids)
Biological process (GO): mRNA cis splicing, via spliceosome
Cellular component (GO): spliceosomal complex; cytosol
Source: RefSeq, a predicted model, not a curated record